AUGCGGCACCAGCAGCUGUUCGAGGGAUGGGGCCAGCCGUUGGAGCUGGAUAGUUCGGGCGUAGGGAAGAUCCACAGGGCCACGUACACUCGCCUUCAAAUUGCCAAUUUACGGCCAUUGCAGUUGCCCGCCACUGCUGGCAAUCUUCUUUACGUGAAUAUUGUGAACACUGAUGGCGCAAAGAAUUUCUUCGGAACACUGCACCGUAACAAGUUUUUAUUGAAUGAGCUGCAAAAAAAGCUUCACAAGAUCAGCAAUCCCAUGCGUCUUCUCGAUCCAGCUCCUGGCGAAGUUGUCCUUGUCAGAACCAAUGAGGCGGGAUUUUUGCGAGGAAGCAUUAUGCGGAAAACGAAUUUUAUGACGUGUACGACUUAUCUGAUUGACUGCGGUGUCACGAUGGAAGUGCCUUUGGAUGAUUUUUACAUGCUCACCAAGAAAUUACGUCGAAUCCCGCCGCAGGCCUUUCUGAUGCAAUUGGAUGGUCCGGAAAUCGAUCAAAUGGCUAUUUCGCAAGAAGAGCUAGAUGCAUUAGUCAGGUGCAGCGUAGUCGCCUUUCGUCUGAGUAAGUUCCUUUUCCUCGUUUUAUCCAGGAGGCUGUCGCUGUUAAACGUUUCUCCGUUGUUUUCUGCGAUUCUUUUUAAAUUUUUUUAUGUCUUUAUUAGGGAGAUGGACUUUCAGGCGCGAAAUUUAAAAUAA
Gongylonema pulchrum is the source of this 696-nucleotide messenger RNA. NCBI's taxonomy places the organism in Eukaryota, Metazoa, Nematoda, Chromadorea, Rhabditida, Gongylonematidae. The record is from the annotation of a GenBank genome assembly.